This is a messenger RNA of Dipodomys spectabilis (banner-tailed kangaroo rat), 895 nucleotides long. It is a transcript of the gene Catsperz, whose product is annotated as catsper channel auxiliary subunit zeta. The transcript has 6 exons. Gene Ontology annotation, cellular component: sperm principal piece; CatSper complex. The record is from RefSeq and is a predicted model, not a curated record. NCBI's taxonomy places the organism in Eukaryota, Metazoa, Chordata, Mammalia, Rodentia, Heteromyidae. The coding region runs from base 3 to 650 and encodes 215 amino acids. Gene Ontology annotation, biological process: flagellated sperm motility; sperm capacitation.
UCAUGGACGGGGAAAAGCCUCUCAAAGGGGCGCCGAAGCCUUCGGAGCGCCGGGGCAGCGCGGGCAAGGCCACCCUGACCAGCCACAUCCUCAACCUGUGGAGCACCGCCACGCUGCAGCCGCAGGUGAACCUGUCGCUGGCCGAGAUCUGCGAGAACUUCGACGAUGAGGGCCGAGACGUGGGCAAGAUCCGCCGGCAGAAGAGCCAGUCCCUCACCUCCAGGCCCCAGGGGCUGGAGGAGCGGGCUCUGCUGGACCUGGAGCUGCACGGCUGCAACUCCAUAGAAGGCCUCCGGGAGAAGGGGGCCGAGGACAUCAGUACCAAGGCCGAUGAACCUAAGGGCAAGAGAUUUCCAAUUGUUGGCCCUAAGUGGGAGAGGCGGAACAGAAAUCCAGAAAAGUGUUCCUCAGAGUCAUUAAUCAGUCUCUCAAAGAACGUACCCCAUCGAGCCUAUUGGACAGAACAGCAGAACAGGCUGCCACUGCCCCUGAUGGAACUCAUGGAGAAUGAAGCUCUGGAAAUCCUCAAAAAAGCCCUCAAAAGCUACCGGUCCCAGAUCGGCAAAAACCACUUUCUGACCAAGGAGCUGCAGCGGUACAUCGAGGGGCUCAAGAAGCGCCGGAGCAAGCGACUGCAGUGCCCAUCCUAGCAAACCUGGACUCCCGCCCGCCCCGCCCCACCCCGCCCCAGCCCCCUCCGCGUGAAUAUGAACCCUGGAGAAAAUAAAAAGUGUCGGUGAUCCCUGAGUCAGUGCGUGGCUGCCGCGUGAGGCGGACGCACGUGGCCCCGCCCUUCCCCGUGACCUUCAUUCGGUCACCGCAGUGACCUUGAGUUUUCUUCAUCGGAGUCGGGUCCCUGUCUUCCUUAGGCUCCAAGCCUAGGGUUAUUUUAGUC